Brassica rapa (field mustard) is the source of this 2880-nucleotide messenger RNA. RefSeq lists its product as uncharacterized. The record is from RefSeq and is a predicted model, not a curated record. NCBI's taxonomy places the organism in Eukaryota, Viridiplantae, Streptophyta, Magnoliopsida, Brassicales, Brassicaceae.
CACUAGACUCUUUUCUUUGUUUUUUUUGCUCCAGUUUGAGAGUAUGAGUGGUCAAAGGAGAAAUGUAGUAGGUUCCAAACGACCAAGGGAAGUCUUCCUAACAUCAUCAUCUCUGUCUUUUUCUUCACUGUCUUCCUCUUGUGCAUCAUCUGAUGACGAUGCGAUAGAGAUAAGCGUGAAAACAUCCCGAACAUCUUAUGAGGACCAUAAAGGAAAAAAUAUGAAAGGUUAUUCUCCAGGCUCUGAAAUAUCGUGUGUGCAGCAACCUUCUCCAUCUUCCCCCUCGAGGUUACGACCAGUUCGGUUGAUGGACGAAUGCUUAGGGACGCAUUACGAUCCCGAGAGGAUCCCAGCAUCGGUAUUUGCCAAGACUGGGGAUGCGAACUUGACAAAUGACUCGUUGUUUAGUCUGAGAAUGUCCACCUGUCAAGCUUUUCGUCAAAGCGAUGUAGUCAAGCGAAAGAGACAAAGAGUGCAGUGAGUAAGACUCAUCAAGAGAAACCCACAUCAUCAUCAACGCUUCCAGCUGUCUCAUGGAGUAAUACUAAUUACCCCAGCAGUUUUUAUCAAUUAUAUCACGCGCCGCAGACGAAAGCUCAAUCUUGUCCCCUCCAUGUCGGUGAGAAAAAGAGCAAGAAGAGAAAGGAGACAAGAAAGAGCAAGAAGAGGAAGGAGAAGAUCAUAUGGUCUUGGUUCUCUUCAGGGUUUUUAAAGAGUAACUUGCAUUGCUGCGGCAGAAGCAGAGAACUAAAAGCUAUAGUUAUGUGACUUUUUGCAUUCUUUCUCUCGUAUCAGUCUCUUGAUAAGCCAUCAUACAGUGCGUGUUGACAUCUAAACAAUUAUAAACUUAUAAGUCCCUAAUGUUUUCUUACAGAAAAGAUUAUCCACUUUUUUUUUUGCUAAACUGUAAAUAUCAUAUUAAUGAUUUUAAAACUUACAAAAAGUCUUAGAUUUGUUACACCCAACAAAAGUUAGAAAAAAAAAAAACAAGGUGGAAGGAAAUACAUUUAAAAACACGUAAAUCAACCAAUUUGACAAAAGGUUUCUGAAUUGUUUCUUCUGCCUUCUUGCUGCAAUUGUGUUUCAUUAUAUGCUCCAUUUAAAAACACCUAAAUCAACCACUUUUAUUAUAUGCUCCACUUUAAUUCACUAACUAGAUUUUAACUCGCACGUCCGUGCGGAUAUUUUUUAAUUUUAUAAAUGUAUUUGAAAUUAUUACAAAGUUUUAAAUAUAUAAUUUUCAUUUUAGUGUUAUAUACUGUAUAAUUCUAUAAUAUUAUUGUUUAUAUUUCUUAUUCGGUAUUAUUAAUAUAUAGUGAUUUAUUUAAUACAUUGUACUUUGUUAUUAAUUUUUUACUACUAAUAUAUUUUCAUGUUAGGUACAAUAAAAUAACAAUAUGAAAUAAUUAAAUAGAGAACCUCCUUCAAAAUACGUUUUUUAAUUUAUACAUUUUCCAAUAAUACAUAUUUAAAUUAUUUAUAUUAUAGAAAAGAAAUAUGUUUAAGAAAAAACUAAUUUUAACAUCUAUCAUUUUAGUAUUUUAUUAAAUUUAGAAGUAAAAAACUUAUUUGUUCAAAUAAUAUAGGUUUAUUAUUUUAGUAAAUUUAUGUAUAGUAGCAUCUAUCAUAUAAUUUUCAUAACUUUUAUUGAUAUAGAUAUUUUUUGGAUGUUAUUAUAUUAACUUUUCUUGCAUUUUUAGUUAAGAUUUCAAAAAAUAUUAUAUUACUUUAACUUUUUACAGCAUACAUAAUUUUUUCGUGGUGUUUCAAAAAGUUAUUUAUUAUUAUAUUUCAUCUUUCCAAAAAUUUGAAAUAUUAUCAUUUUGAGUGAGAAUAUUUAUUUUCAAAAUUUUAUAUUUUGUCAAUAAAACUUUGGAAAAUUAGACAACUAUUUUGUGGGAAUUUCAUGUGUGCCACUUUCGUGGUACCAUUAUUCAUUUUUACCACCAUUAAAAUGACAUUUUCAAAAAUAUUUUUUUCAUUAAGUGACAAAAGACUUUUAUAUCAUUGUUAUAUAUAUAAUAAUUAUUAUUUAAAUAAAAAAACAAUUUAUGUUUUUGAAUUAUACUUUUACAAAUUCGAACUUUUUAAUAAAUUUGUUUUUGAUUUUUUUUUUCAAAAUUUCUUUUUUGAAAAUCAAAAGUUAUGUUUGAAACUAUUUUUUUAAAUUUUUAAUAUUUUUAAGUAUCUAUUUAUAUAUUUAUUAGAAUCCUAAAUUUCACAUUCCAAAAUUUUUACCAUACCACUUAAUUCUAAACCUUAAAUCUAGAUUAGUUAACCUUAGUGAUAUAAAUGUCUUUUACCCUUUAUUAAAAAUGAAAGUCAUAGGGGUUAGUGUAAACAUAAAAAUUAAUACUAUAAAUGUGGUAUUUUUGGCAAUUUAAAUUAUUUUUGAGUUUGAAAGAUUACAUAAAUUUUAAUUUUUUUGUGUUACUACAUUAGUAUAUUAUUUUAUAUUUUUUUGGUAAUAUUUUCUAAAUUUUUCUCAACGAAUUUUGUAUAAUUAAAAAAUAUAAAUUUAUAGUUAAAUGAUUUUUUAUUAAUAUUUUAAAUGAACUAGUAAAAUUUCAAAGUUUUAUAAUAACAUAUAUUUUAAAUAGUAUAUUAACUAAAGGUUAUUAUAUACGAUUAUAUUUUGCAUAUUAACAUUUUAAACAAGAUAUUAUAUAGUUAUAGAUAUAAAAGUUUAACCUAUGUUAAUAAAUUUAUUUUUGUAUUAAAGAUAAUAUAGUUUACGAAUUUUAACUUAGUUUAAUGAAGAGUGAUAAAUUAUUUAAAUGAAACAAUUUAAAUAUUUUUUUAAUUUAUCUAUUUAAUAUAAUUUGGUCAUAUUUAAUUCAUAUAACAUUUCUAUUUACAUAUUAUAAUUAUAAAAUUUAU